UCGCUUCGCUUUUGCUCGCUUCUCUUCACACUCACUCUUCUACCAAAUCAUUCCCCUCCUUUCAUUUCUUUUCCUUCCUCUCAUUCUCUUCCUGUUCCAUGCCAUUUCAUGUUUCAUCACAAUCACAGUGGAUGGUAACCCAUUUUCUCUCCCAUUUCCCAGAAUCGCAGGGAAAAAGAUGCCCUCUUCGCUUUCCUUUACCAUUAUCUUAAGAUCUCCCGCUUUCCUCACGUUCCCUUCCGCACCAGCCCCACAUUUUGCUUCUGCUUCUGCUUUCAAUGCUGGUCGUUGUCAUCUUGCAGACCCAUUGCGACGCAUGGGUUAAAGAAUGUGGGUUUCGUGGUUUUGGGAGAUCUUUCAAUCAAAUCCUACCAAGUUUUCAGCUUUUCUGGGUUUUGUUCAGAAUCCUUUCGCUGGUCGCAAUGCAAUUAGGUUAUCCGCAAAUGAUUUGGACUUAUCUCCUGGGAAAAGCUUGGAUGGAAGUUUCAGGAAGUCUAGUUCUGUUAUCUCAGCUGCUCAUAGUGUCUCUGGAACUUCAGGAACUAGCAAGUUUGUUCCUAUUUCCAGAAGAGUGUACAGGGGGCUCAAGGACUGUGGAAGAAAACUUGUUGACCUGGAGAUUUUCACACAGACUCUCGAGGAUUGGGUCUUGGAGAAUCUACAUGCUGAUUCAGGAGAAAGGAAGCAAUAUUUCAGCUCUCCCUUCACAAAUAAUGAGUUGCGUAAACUUGAUUUGGCGUUGGAGGGGGUUCCAUUUCAACAACUGGUACGAAUGUCAAACUUCUCCGAGGUUUCUGAUGAUCUUAUUGAAGAUCAUUUCAUUGAAGAUCAGUAUCUAGCGGCUGAAGAUUUCCUUCAUGCCAUUAUAAUUGGCCUCUGGCGUACAUUUUGGCAUAAAAGCGGGCCACUCCCACUGUUUGUGUCUUGUCCCUCUCAUCCUGGUUCCAAGUUCUGCAGUGUUGAAAAGGCAAUAUCAAGGGGAAGGCUUAAGGAACUGUGUGGUUUAGCUUUGAUGGCAAAAACUGGGUGUGAUUUGAAAGUCAGAUGGGAUCAAGUGGUAUCAUUUGCAUUGUUUAGGCCAGAAGUAAUAGAAAAUGAGUUGAGAAUUUCUUCUCGCACCAUCUGUGAAGCUCUAUUUUAUGGUUUCCAUGUUCUUGUUCAUCGUAGUUUGAGCAAGAUUAACUCUGUCAAUAGUGAUUCUGUCUUCCUUCUAGUUCUAGAUUCCAAAUAUGGAGGGGUGGUGAAGUUGAGUGGUGACCUUGGAAAACUUGAUUUGUUAAACUCAAGCAAUCCGUACCAUUCUGUGGCUGAAUGGAUCAAAACCUGUGCUGAAGUUGGUGUCACCCCAGUGGAACCGAUAUGGAACCGACUGGGAAAUGCAAACUGGGGGGAUAUAGGAACCUUGCAAGUACUUUUGGCAACUUUCUAUUCUAUUGCCCAAUGGAAGGGGCCACCAAGAAAAUCAGUAGCUUCAUUAAUCUCAGAUCAUGGCCUUCGCCUUCAAAAGCGCAGGUCUGAGUGCUGCAUUAUCGAGAGUGAAAAUGCACUGAUUCCUUACCAAGGAUCAGCUAACUAUGAAGCUGGAGAGAUUGUUGAACUCGACCAGAAUGAUUUCUUUCUCAGGAAGCAAGCAUCGCGCCUGAAGCUCAAGCAAGGUGAUGUAUUGCUCUUGGACGUUCCACAACAUGGUCAAAGAAGUUUCCAAAUUCAGGAGUCCGUUGUAGGAGGGAACUAUUUUCUACAUAGUGCUGUCUCUCUUGGUCAUCCCUCAGAGCUAUUGACUUUAUAUGUGGGUGCCCAUCCCUCUAGACUUGAGCCUUCUUGGGAGGACAUGAGUCUCUGGUACCAAGUACAACGUCAAACAAAAGUGCUAAACAUUUUGAGGAAUCAAGGGAUCAUAAGCAAAUAUCUGCCGGAAAUCAUAGCCUCUGGUCGGAUCUUACAUUCUGGUCCCUGCAAGAAGGAGAGCCCUGGAGGGAGAUGUGAUCACCCAUGGUGUGGGACUCCAAUACUUGUGACAUCUCCUGUAGGAAAUCCACUUUCAUCUGUAAUUGCUUAUGAGGGACAGUUCUCAGCUGAUGAAGCAAUUCGGUGCUGCCGGGACUGCUUAGCUGCUCUAAGAAGUGCAGCCGUGGCUAAUGUCCAACAUGGUGACAUUUGUCCAGAAAACAUCAUAAAAGUUGCCGAAAAACAUGGUUUCAAAAGCCGAUAUGUGCCCAUCUCUUGGGGUCGAGCUGUGUUAGAAGACAGGGACAGCCCUGCCAUAAACUUGCAAUUCUCAUCAUCCCAUGCUCUUCAACAUGGGAAGCUGUGUCCCUCUUCUGAUGCAGAAAGCAUUGUCUAUGUCCUCUAUUUUAUUUGUGGAGGGACGAUGCAGCAACAAGAUUCCAUAGAAUCUGCUCUACAAUGGAGGGAGAGAAGCUGGGCGAAGAGAACUAUACAGCAAUAUCUUGGGCAGGUUUCUGCAAUUUUGAAGGCUUUUGCUGAUUAUGUGGAUAGCCUUUGUGGGACGCCAUACCCAGUUGAUUAUGAUAUAUGGCUAAAGAGGUUGGAUAGAACUAUGGAAGGAUCAUCAGAUAGAGGUAAAAUGAUUGAAGAAGUGGCCAUAACAUUGAGAUUAGAGGAUGCUGCAGGGUCCUCUGGAGCUUCUGGGCUAUGAUUUGAUGCUAGAAAGGCUGAUUUUGGUGGCUUCUUCUUAUCAUUAUUUUUGUUGUAAAUUGCAAACUGGAGAUUCAAAUGCGUUAUUAGAUUGUCAUAUUGUGUAGGACUAUUUAGAUUGUCAAGUAUAAAUUUGGCAGCCUUUGGGAAAAAGUUGUUUCGUUGGGAGUGAUUGCUGUUUUGUCUGAUGGAGAGUUAACAACAAAAUUCAAGUCUGUGUGAAUAACUGAGUGUAUGCUAAAUUUCACCAUCAAUUUCAAUACAUGUUGCUUCUACUUUGGAAACAUGCGGACGGUUGUGAAAUGAAA
Molecule: messenger RNA, 2966 nt
Organism: Prosopis cineraria
Lineage: Eukaryota; Viridiplantae; Streptophyta; Magnoliopsida; Fabales; Fabaceae
Exons: 3
Coding region: 329-2659 (776 amino acids)
Source: RefSeq, a predicted model, not a curated record